This is a messenger RNA of Zychaea mexicana, 675 nucleotides long. Its product is annotated as class 3-domain-containing protein. Gene Ontology annotation, biological process: lipid metabolic process. The transcript has 8 exons. The coding region runs from base 1 to 675 and encodes 224 amino acids. NCBI's taxonomy places the organism in Eukaryota, Fungi, Mucoromycota, Mucoromycetes, Mucorales, Lichtheimiaceae. The record is from RefSeq and is a predicted model, not a curated record.
AUGGCAAUCGCAUCUUUGUUGCAACGGGUUGCAGCGCAUCCAGUAGAAAUGGUGCAUCAUCAUUAUGGCAAUCGGCAAGUUGCUAGUACUGACCCAGAAGCAAACCUAAUGGCCCAGAGCGGAGAACCACGGGCUGGUGAAGAACAGAAGAAUGACAUGGCUAAUAACUCAACAGAAUAUUCAAGCAGCGAUGCAGAGGCUUUGACAUCCAGUGCAAGCGGGGGCACUCAAAAGACUACUGUAUCUGUAUUGUUUUUAGAGGAUUUUGUAUUCAAUGCAGUCGAUUAUCCCAUUGCUGAAGGAGCACAGAUCCAUCAAGUAGAUGAGCAAGUAGACAAGUACCCGGAUUACAAAGUUGCCACCACUGGAAGACAUUCCCUUGGUGGUGCACCAGUUUUGCUGUGUGCAUUGGAUCUCUUGAAUACAAAUGCUUGUCGCAACGGCGUAGACAAUAUGGUACUUUAUACUCAAGGACAACCUCGCGUUGGUGAUCCUGCAUUUGUUGAUUAUGUUUUGAGCACCAAUUUCUCGUAUGAGCGCAUUGUUAGCAAGCGUGACAUUGUUCCGCAUCUUCCUCCAAGUGUUUUCAAUUUGUUGCAUGCCGGCGAGGAUUUCUGGGCCAAGGAAGAUGAAACCGUUCGUGAAGGUUUGCCCCAACAACGGCAUCAAGACUGA